Messenger RNA from Ceutorhynchus assimilis (cabbage seed weevil), 2112 nucleotides. The record is from the annotation of a GenBank genome assembly. Lineage: Eukaryota; Metazoa; Arthropoda; Insecta; Coleoptera; Curculionidae.
UUUUCUUUCAGUAACAGAUCCACUUUAGUAGAUUAUGAUUAGCUAUAAUAUGGCCAAAUUACUGAUAUUUUCUAUUUUUUUUAUAAUACGAACAGUAUUAUCUGAAGACUUACCAACAAAUUACGAACAUUUCAUUGGAGAUGAAAUUAAAUCUGGAUUAAGUGCUGACCAAUCAUAUUUCAUUCUCAAUGGAAAAAAUAUUACAAUAUUUAGUGGCGCUUUCCACUAUUUCAGGGUGCACCCAAACUAUUGGAGAGAUCGUUUGAGGAAAAUGAGAGCCGCUGGACUUAAUACUGUCGAGACUUAUGUUCCAUGGAAUUUGCAUGAACCAGAAAAUGGUGUUUUCGAUUUUGGUAGCGGAGGCUCAGACUUUGAACAAUUCCUAGAUGUUGAGAGAUUUAUUAAAACUGCCCAAGAAGAGGAUCUUUUUGUACUUUUAAGACCUGGGCCGUACAUAUGUGCAGAAUGGGAGUUCGGAGGUCUACCAGCCUGGUUACUAGACAAUGCCAACAUUAAACUCCGUCAAAGUGACCCAAUUUACCUCAAAUUCGUCUUCAGAUAUUUCAAAGAGCUAUUCUCCAUCAUAGCUCCUCUACAGUUUACAAAUGGUGGACCAAUUAUAGCUAUGCAAGUUGAAAAUGAAUACGGCAACACUUGGAAUCACGAUCCUGAUUAUCUGCGUACUUUAGCACAAGUUUUCAGAAGUAAUGGUAUUACAACGCCAUUAUACACAUCUGAUCCAAUGUUGAGUGUUGGCGACCAAGGCGCACUUCCUGGUGAAUUGUUGAUCACUGCUAAUUUCAAUAUGAAUGUUACUGAGAAUUUGGAUAAAUUACAUAGUUUUCAAGUUGAUAAGCCUACAAUGGCCAUGGAGUUUUGGUCAGGUUGGUUUGAUCACAUUACCGAAAACCAUACUGCCAACCUAGUACCAAUACAAAGAUACGAAACUUACUACGAAGAAAUUCUUGCUUACCCAUCAUCUGUAAAUAUUUACAUGUUCGUUGGAGGUACCAAUUGGGGAUUUAUGAAUGGAGCUGGCGAUGUUACUUAUGAAAUGAACAAUUCUGGAUUGCAACCAAGUGUAACAAGCUAUGACUAUGAUGGACCUAUUACUGAACAAGGGCAAAUAUCAGAAAAGUUUAAUGCAACGAAGAAACUUCUUGCUAAAUAUAAUACUGUCAAGACUAAGUUACCUGAAAUUUCUGAAACACCUGCAGCUGUUACGUUUGAUGAUAUAAAAAUUGAGCAGCAAAUUUUACUCAAAGAUAUUAUUGACUCCCACCCGAAUAAAAUAAAGAGUAACAAUGUUAUUCCAAUGGAAGCUAUUGGUCAAAAUUUUGGUUACAUCGUGUAUAGAAAAACCAACCUCAACUUAAACGCCCAUGCUAUCCUAAAAAUAACUGGAUACGUAAGAGACCACGUCCUAGUAUUGGUAGAUGGAAAAUUAAUGAAUCCAGCUUUGACCAGUGUAGAUGAUCUUAACAAAUUUGGCUAUUGGAGACUAGUUGAUUCUGCUAUAACACUCCCUAACCAGGCACUUACCAACGUAACUUUGGAUUUAAUUGUUGAGAAUAAUAGUAGGACUAAUUUUGGGAUUUUAAAUCAGUUUAACCAACUGAAAGGUCUUACUGAAGAUGUCUAUAUUGAUGAUAACAUUAUUCAAAAUUGGGAACUUAUUCCUCUUGAUUUUAAAAAAUCUUGGAAUAAUGCUCUUACUGGUUGGCACGAGGUUAAAAAUAGAGAAUUGACUCCUGCGCUGUAUAAGGUUACUUUCACUGUUUCUGAACUUCGAGACACUUAUAUCAACGUCCAAGAAUGGCAAAAGGGCAUUGUGAUCAUCAAUAAUUUUGUCUUAGGAAGAAUUUUCGCCGUUGGUCCACAACAAACUCUAUAUUUACCUGCGGGACUUCUCAAGGAAGGAGAAAAUGAAAUUAUUAUUUUUGAGCAUUUCAGUGCUCCUGAAUAUGUUAAGUUUUCUGAUAAGCAUAUUUGGGGAUAUGGAUCAUCUAUCAAAGAAUUGUAGUAAAAUAGAUUGAGCAAUUUUACAUCAUACCUAGUCAUUGGAAUAAAUAGUAAAAAGUAAAGUCUCAAUUUUACUACUUACAAUAAUUU